AUGUCCCUAUCAACACUAACACCACCAAUAUCCAUAUCCCCAUCCACCCUCUCCUUCCUGACCCAGCACCUGCAACUCCACCUGCAAACCCAGCCCUCCUCACCAGCCGACUACAUCGCCCUCACGUUCCUCUCCCUCCUCGGCGCAACCUACCUCUCCCGCGGAAUCCUCUGGGACACACCGGAUCCCUACCGACAUCUCCUCUACGAGCGGCCGCAGCUGAAAUACGGCAACGGGGCCAAUGGCACUAAUAAUGGUUCUGGGGUAGCGGGGGAUAACGCGCAUCAGGCGACACGCAAUGUAGCCCGCAAGCUUGAGGAGACGGGUGCGUCGAUUGUUAUCUUUUGGGGGUCGCAGUCCGGGACGGCCGAGUCGUUGGCGCAUAGGCUUGGACGGGAGAUUACGGCGAGGUUUAAGGGGGAGGGACAAGUAUUGGGACACGGGCAGGGUGCGCUUAUUGCGGAUCUGAGUGAUUAUGACCCCGAGUCGGUGGCUGAGGUCUCGCGGUUACAGAGCAAGUUGGUAAUUUUUGUGCUUUCGACGUAUGGCGAGGGAGAUCCGGCCGAUAACACGAUUGAGUUCUGGGACUGGUUGAAUGCUGUUGAGAAAAAGGCGGCCAAGGAAAAUCAGAGUGAAGGGAAGAAGCUGUUUGAUGGACUGAGGUACUUUGCCUUUGGUCUCGGAAACUCCAACUACAAGUUCUACAACCGGGUUAUCGACCGUGUUGCUGAAGUCCUCGAUAACCAUGGUGCGAAUGCGCUCCUUCCCAUUUCUCGCGCAAACGAUGCGAAUGGAACGACGCAGGAAGACUUUAUCUCAUGGAAGGAGGAUCUCUUUACCUACUUCCGUGAGGAGCUAGGCUUCGCGCAGUCCGAGCCCGUUUACCAGCCUGCCAUCUUCAUCACGCAGGAUGCGAACAUUGAGGCUUCAAGUCUGCACCGUGGUGAACCGCGCCACUCUCCGAGUCCCACUGCCAUCCCCAUCACGGGAAUCAGACAGCUGUUUGAGCCGAGUUCCGACAGGCACUGUCUACAUAUCGACCUCGAUAUCUCGGGGACGCCGGAUGUCGUGUACAAGACUGGCGACCAUCUCGGCGUGUGGCCGUCAAACCCGGAUGAGGAGGUAGAUCUGCUGCUGCAGAUGCUGGGAAGGGCUCACGAGGGUGAUGUUCCGAUCUCCAUCUCUCCGGUCGAGGGAGCCGAUGUCGAGGACAUGUCCAAGAAGGUCCCCUCACCCACGACGCUUCUCGUCCUCCUCCGGCACUACCUUGAGAUCACGGCGCUCAUCCCGCGCGACGUCCUCGCAACACUUGCACCCUUCGCACCGACACCAGAGGCAAAGACUCUCUUGACAACUCUCGCAAACAGCAAGGACUCCUAUGCCGAGUUCACGCGCCGGAACCACCUCACCCUAGCCCGGAUCCUCGCUGCCGCCUCGGGAGGCCAGCCCUGGAGGAACCUUCCACUCUCAUAUAUCGUCGAGACUCUGCCGCCGCUCCAGCCGCGGUACUACUCCAUCUCGAGCAGUAGCGUUGUCUCGCCGCGGAAGAUCUCACUUACUGUCCUCGUCCACAAGACAGCAUUACCGGAGAAUGCCACAGUCUCGAUUCCGGGGUUGACGUCGACGUACCUCCUCUCCCUUUCUGAUCUCCCUUCCCCCUCCUCAUCAUCAGAAGGCAAAGCAAUCCUGCAAUCAACUUACACAAAUACCCUCCUCCUCCCAAUCGCGCCGUCCCCAUCCACACCGCAGCCCCAAAAACGAAUUUUCUCCCACCUCCGCCGCUCAACCUUCAAGCUCCCCCGAACAGCAACAACACCAUUGAUCCUCAUAGCAGCCGGAACAGGUCUCGCGCCCCUCCGCGCCUUCCUCCACGAACGCCGCCAACUCCUCAAGAUCGGCCGCGACGUCGGUGACAUGCUCCUCUUCUUCGGGUGUCGACGGCCCGAUGAGGAUUUUAUCUACCGCGAUGAACUGGCCGAGAUGGAGAAUGCUUUUGGGAAGCAGCUCAAGAUCGUUACUGCGUUUUCACGGCUUGAUACUGACGGAGGGGGGAAGAGGGGGUAUGUGCAGGAGCGCGUUGUGGAGUUUAAAGAGGAGGUAAGGGAGUUGCUUGUGGAGCGGACAGGGAAUUUGUAUAUUUGUGGACGGGCGGGGAUGGCGAGGGAGGUCGAGAAGAGGGUCACGGGGUUUCUUGCUGAGGGGGAGAACGGAAAUGGGAUGGGUAGUGUGAAGGCAGCGGAGGAGUGGGUUAGGGGGGUAAAGAGGAGGGGCAAGUGGCAGGAGGAUGUUUGGGGGUGA
Molecule: messenger RNA, 2298 nt
Organism: Aspergillus calidoustus
Lineage: Eukaryota; Fungi; Ascomycota; Eurotiomycetes; Eurotiales; Aspergillaceae
Source: the annotation of a GenBank genome assembly